AUGGCCCCCUCCGCUGUGGAAACUGAGACCACCACGGUCCCCAACAUCGGCACUUUGAAGCUCAACGCCACCACGGGUCCGUACAAGGAGAUUGCCACAACCAAGUUCGAUAAGGAUGCUGAAGCCGGCCUGAAGGGCCACAAAGCCGCCAAGUACCCGCACUACCUCCCAACUUGGAACCCCAACGACAAGUACCCCCCACUCCAGCCGUUUGAGCAUUACGAGCACGGCAAAGACGCGGACCCAUCCUUCCCCAACCUUCUCCCUGAGAGCACAGCCGUCACCCACCUCACCCCAACCAUUGGCACCGAAGUCAAGGGCAUCCAGCUCUCCACCCUCAGCGACGCCGGCAAAGACGAGCUCGCCCGCUUCGUUGCCGAGCGCAAGGUCGUCGCCUUCCGCGACCAAGACUUCCGCGAUCUGUCCAUCGAGCAAGCCCUCGAGUUCGGCGGUUAUUUCGGCAGACACCACAUCCACCCCACCAGCGGCGCGCCAGAAGGCUACCCCGAGAUCCACCUCGUCCACCGCGGCGCAGGCGACAACUCAGUCGACAAGUUCUUCGCCAACCGCACCUCGUCCGUAGCCUGGCACUCCGACGUCUCCUACGAGGCCCAGCCUCCUGGAACCACCUUCCUGUACAUUUUCGACAAGCCCGAAUCUGGCGGCGAUACCCUCUUCGUCAACGCCGCCGAGGCCUACAACCGUCUCUCGCCUGCCUUCCAGGAGCGUCUUCACGGCCUCAAGGCCACCCACUCUGCCCACGAGCAGGCCAAUGCUUCGGCCUUGAGGGGCGGCAUCGUCCGCCGCGAGCCCGUGAUCCACGAGCACCCCAUCAUCAGAACCCACCCCGUCACAGGCGAGAAGGCCAUCUACGUCAAUCCUCAGUUCACCCGUGACAUCGUCGGCCUCAAGAAGGAGGAGUCCGACGUCCUCCUCAAGUUCCUCUACGACCAUCUCGCCUACGGCGCCGACUUCCAAGCCCGUGUCAAGUGGGAGGAAGGCACCGUUGUCGUUUGGGACAACAGAGUUACCCAGCACUCGGCGCUGAUCGACUGGAAGAAUGCCCAGCGGAGACAUCUGGCGAGACUGACGCCCCAGGCGGAAAGGCCGUUUGAGACUCCUUAUAAGGGUUGA
Molecule: messenger RNA, 1134 nt
Organism: Podospora anserina S mat+
Lineage: Eukaryota; Fungi; Ascomycota; Sordariomycetes; Sordariales; Podosporaceae
Exons: 3
Coding region: 1-1134 (377 amino acids)
Cellular component (GO): cytoplasm
Molecular function (GO): 2-oxoglutarate-dependent dioxygenase activity
Source: RefSeq, a predicted model, not a curated record